AUCUGAAAAAUAAGCACCAAAAUCAUGACGAGAUUUCGCGUGUUUUGGCGAGACAUAGCAUCAAUCCAAUGUUUAUUUGAAGUAGGGCAACAUGACAUAGAGUUGUGAGUGAAACACUGACAUUUGGAAUAUACCCCAGCACAGGUGGAAAUAUGCCAUCCAUGUGUGCUGCUUAAGAUGCCCUAUGAUGAAAAGGAUUAUUCAGAUGAUUUUCAAUCAGAUGAAGAGGACACAGAAAUAGCAAGGAUCACAGGCAGACCCCCAUUGAAACCAGCUCACGCUCCCACAAAACACAAGAAAACAUCUCAUUUGGUGCCAUCAGCAUCAAGAAUGCGGCGAGGAGGGUCGCCCAGCAAGGGGCGUACAGGAAGUGCCCCGCAGAAGAAUGUACGAGAAAUGUGGUUGGACACUGUCAAGAAGAGGACAGGGGACAUGGCGUCAGGUAAAAACAAGGGACACCUGGGGAAGAGAUCCCCCAUGGAAUACUGGACUGAUACCCUCAGGAAGAGUGGAGUGAGUGAAACACUGACAUUUGGAAUAUACCCCAGCACAGGUGGAAAUAUGCCAUCCAUGUGUGCUGCUUAA
This is a messenger RNA of Lingula anatina, 585 nucleotides long. RefSeq lists its product as uncharacterized. Gene Ontology annotation, molecular function: protein binding. NCBI's taxonomy places the organism in Eukaryota, Metazoa, Brachiopoda, Lingulata, Lingulida, Lingulidae. The record is from RefSeq and is a predicted model, not a curated record.